GGCGACGUGGAAAACAUGGAGGAAAAGAGUACGUAGAGUGGGGCUAGCAGUGUUAAUGACUAUCUUAUAUCAAAUGUUUACCUCUGGUGCGUUAAAACUCAGCAACCAGCUGGUUUAAACCUAAAUCUCCGUGGGGAAACCGUUGUUAGAAAGCACCGCAGGAAGCCAGCCGGAGCCAGAGAAACUGCGAGAGGCUUUUCUGACAGGAUUUUGCACAACCCAGUAAAUAAGCACUGAAGAUUGAAGCCAGGGAGCUAUGGGUGCAAACACCAGCCAGGUCACUGACCUGUCCGAUAAUGCGAGCCUCAAAGCCCUGGUGGGGACCGAGUCCAUCUCUGAAAACGAUCCCUUCUGGAAUCAGCUAAUCUCCUUCACCUUUGUCAGUCCUACAAACAGUGGAGACUCAAAGUUACUUGAAGAGGCCGUCAUCCCCCUGGCCAAGGCUCUCAUUCAAAACAAUCCCAGGACGGGGAACUUUGGUGCUUUAGUGAGGGUUUUCCUGGGGAGAACCAAGGAGCUCAAAAUUUCCACAGAAUGCCAAGAUCAGUUAUUCAUCUGGCAGGCGCAUAAUGCAUUGUUCAUGAUUCGUUGCCUGGUGAAGGUCUUUAUCAGAGAGAUGAGUGAGGAAGAGCUGCACCAUCAGUUCUCCUACCAGGAGAGGGCGCCAGGCUCCUGUGGAGAAAGUGGGAGUGAGGACCUCCUGGAGGAGCUGUUGUUGAACCUCGUUCACCUGAUUGUUGAAGUACCCUUGCUAGACCUCACCUACAGUAUCCUGUUUGAAGCAGUGACCACAUUGCUGACUUUCUUCUCCUAUCAACUCUUCCACAAAGAAAUCCUCCAAGAGGGAUUGAUAUAUCAACACAUCAUGAAGGGUCGAUGUUUGGAACUGACUAGCCGCUUGGUAAAGACCCUGCUCUAUAACUUCAUCAGGCAGGAGAAAUGUCCUCCUGCAGCCCACAUUUUUGAGCCGAAAGCUGAAGGAGGCCUUCUUUACGGGCUGGCGUCUGGAGUGGCAAGUGGUCUCUGGAGUGUCUUCACUCUGGGUGGAGCUGGUAGUAGAGCUGGGACAGACCAGGAAAACGAUCCUUUACCUUUAUCCAAUCAGAGCCUCCUGUUACUGCUGGUAUUGGCCAAUCUGACAGAUGGGCCUGAUUGGCCAAACCCUUUCCGUCAGGCUAUUACUUGUUUCAGAAACACACAAGACACGUCGGCACUGCCUGUGGAGCUACCUCACACUUUUCAGAUCAAUUUCAACAGUCUGUACACGGCUCUGUGUGAGCAGCAGCGCUCCGACCAAGCCACUCUGCUGCUUUACACCCUGCUCCACCAGAACGCCAACAUGAGGACGUACAUCCUGUCAAGGACUGACAUGGACAAUCUGGUUAUGCCCAUCCUGGAGAUCCUUUACCACGUUGAAGACAGAAAUUCUCACCAUGUCUAUAUGGCCCUUAUUAUUCUCCUCAUUCUCACAGAGGACGAUGCCUUCAAUCGCUCCAUCCAUGAGGUGGUGCUGAAGAACAUUUCUUGGUACACAGAGAGGUCACUGACAGAGAUCUCACUUGGAAGUUUGCUCAUCCUUGUUGUUAUCCGAACGGUCCAAUUCAACAUGACUCGGACUAGGGAUAAAUACCUACACACCAACUGUCUCGCUGCACUUGCCAAUAUGUCAGCCCAGUUUCGAAGCCUCCAUCAGUACGCCGCUCAGCGCAUCAUCAGCUUGUUUGCUUUGCUUUCCAAAAAGCACAACAAGGUUCUGGAGCAGGCAACACAGUCUCUAAGAGGCAGACAAGGAGACAACACAGCCUUGCCAGACUAUGCCCAGGACCUAAAUGUGAUUGAGGAGGUGAUCCGCAUGAUGCUGGAAAUCAUCAACUCCUGCCUCUGCAACUCACUGCACCACAAUCCGAACCUGGUGUACGCACUGCUUUACAAGAGGGAGCUCUUCGAGCAGUUCAGGUCCCACCCAUCCUUCCAGGACAUCAUGCAGAACCUUGACACGGUGAUAGGAUUCUUCAGUCAACGUCUGGAGCAGGCUGGAAGUGACCUGUCAGUGGAGAGGGUUCAAGAGGUCAUCAUGAAGGGAGCCCAGGCCCUGCCUACAGACAGACUGAAGAAGUUUCCGGAGCUGAAGUUUAAGUACGUGGAGGAAGACCAGCCGGAGGACUUCUUCAUCCCCUACGUUUGGUCGCUGGUCUUCAACUCGGGAGUCGGCCUCUAUUGGAACCCGCAUGGCAUCGAACUGUUUAGUAUGGACUCUGGCUGAACAAUAAAAAAAACAAAACAUUGAGUCUUCAUCUCCGUUCAGGACAGAUGAAAGGACUGAUGGUGUGGGUGUGUGUGUGUUUUACCAUCUGUAGUACAUGCUCGCUGCUUUCAAAGUGCCUCAACCUUGAACAUGACAGAGUUCCUUUUUAUGCAGCACAACCUUUUAUUGUAAUAACAGUUUUUUUCUUCAACACUGAAGCCUCGUCGGUGCUGGGUAACGGCGCGCUCUGCAGCUUCCAGAUGUUUCCCCGUAUCUUUCUGUGAGAAACGCACAUACCCAUUUCUGUUUGGCUAAGAAGCUCAGGUCUCUGAGAAUGGAUGAUCACUUUUCAGAGAACAGGUCAUUGAAAAACAAGAUAAGACGGUACCUACAUGUUACACAGCUCCAAUGUACAAUUUAGGUCCUUAACUGCAUCGUAAUAAACUUAGUUUUUAAUAUUGAGGUAAUAAAUUUAGGUUUUCUUUGGUUCCCUCAUGAGAAUAGCAGUGAUUUAUAACAGCUUUGUCAGUGAAGUUGCCGUUAGGUUCAAAAACAGCCAGAGAAAUGUGAUUGUUAACUUUUAGGGAAAAUAUGCAGUGUCCCUGGCCGUUUAAUAUUCCUUAUUCAUGUACAGUUUAAUUAGAGCUCAGUACCCGUCCCUAGACGAUAUUCGCCUCCUGCAUCACUGUGAUUCAUGCGAUUCCAUCGUUGCUUCCAGCCUGUAUUCACUCAGCAUUUAUCAUUUGUAUCUUUCUGGAUAGUCACCCACAGCAAGUACUUAAACUAGGACAGACAGCUCAUUUCCUGUCCUGUUGUGCAUAGCUGCAAAUCUCUUAAAUUUGUUACUUUCUCUGCAUGUUUAACUUGAGAUUAAGUUAUUUAUUUUCAUGUAUAUUGUUUUUUUUUAUAUGAAUAUGUAAAGAGGCAUAUUAUGGAGGUCUAAAUAUAAAUGAUGGAAGAAGCAAAUGGUGUUUUGCUGAUGAGGUGAAAGGAGACAUGAUUGUUUCCAAGUGGGAAAUUUUCCUCGUAUUAUUGCGACCUCAGCUUUCAUUUUGGGAAUUUACUUUAAAAAUAGGAGUUUCAAUAAAAUGGUUAAAUCAGCU
Cyprinodon variegatus (sheepshead minnow) is the source of this 3348-nucleotide messenger RNA. RefSeq names its product dymeclin (gene dym). The coding region runs from base 257 to 2263 and encodes 668 amino acids. The transcript is spliced from 17 exons. The record is from RefSeq and is a predicted model, not a curated record. Lineage: Eukaryota; Metazoa; Chordata; Actinopteri; Cyprinodontiformes; Cyprinodontidae. Gene Ontology annotation, cellular component: Golgi apparatus. Gene Ontology annotation, biological process: Golgi organization.